This is a messenger RNA of Candoia aspera, 1302 nucleotides long. RefSeq names its product glycerol-3-phosphate dehydrogenase 1-like protein. Gene Ontology annotation, cellular component: glycerol-3-phosphate dehydrogenase (FAD) complex; cytosol. Gene Ontology annotation, molecular function: protein homodimerization activity; NAD binding; glycerol-3-phosphate dehydrogenase [NAD(P)+] activity. The transcript is spliced from 8 exons. NCBI's taxonomy places the organism in Eukaryota, Metazoa, Chordata, Lepidosauria, Squamata, Candoiidae. Bases 111 to 1160 code for a protein of 349 amino acids. The record is from RefSeq and is a predicted model, not a curated record. Gene Ontology annotation, biological process: carbohydrate metabolic process; glycerol-3-phosphate catabolic process.
CCGAGGCGCUUCAAGCGGAGGAGAGCAGGACUCGACGCUGAGUAAGCCGGUGCAGCCGCGGCGCUCCGAGGGAUCCGAAACGCUGACCAGAAGCCGCCACCGCCGCCACCAUGCCUCCCCUGAAGGUCUGCAUCAUCGGGUCCGGCAACUGGGGAUCUGCCAUUGCAAAAAUCAUAGGCCAAAAUACCAAAACAUCCAACCAGUUUGACCCUGUUGUGAAGAUGUGGGUAUUUGAGGAACUAAUCAAUGGUCGAAAACUCACUGAGAUCAUUAACCAAGAACAUGAAAAUGUGAAAUAUCUCCCAGGGCAUAAAUUACCUCCAAAUGUGGUUGCUGUACCAGAAGUAGGAGCAGCAGCAGAGGGAGCAGAUAUUUUAAUAUUUGUUGUACCUCAUCAGUUUAUUCCCAAAAUUUGUGAGCAGCUUACUGGUCAUAUAAAAGCAGGAGCAAUUGGGAUUUCACUCAUCAAGGGUAUAGACGAUAGCCCUGAAGGACUGAAACUCAUAUCAGACAUCAUCCGAGAGAAACUGAAGAUAGAAAUGAGUGUGCUCAUGGGAGCCAACAUUGCCAAUGAAGUGGCAGAUGAAAUGUUCUGUGAAACAACAAUUGGUUCUAAAAAUGCUAAAAAUGGGAAGAUCCUCAAAGAAUUAAUGCAGACCUCAAAUUUCAGAGUUACUGUGGUGGAUGACUGUGACACUGUGGAACUCUGUGGAGCCUUAAAGAACAUCGUGGCAGUUGGAGCUGGUUUUUGUGAUGGGCUGGGCUUUGGUGACAAUACCAAGGCAGCUGUGAUUCGCCUGGGCCUGAUGGAGAUGAUUGCCUUUGCUAAAAUCUUCUGCAAGGGCACUGUGUCGAUAAAUACAUUUCUGGAAAGCUGCGGGGUUGCAGAUCUGAUUACCACAUGCUACGGGGGACGUAACAGGAAGGUGGCUGAAGCUUUUGCACAUGGUGGAAAAACAAUUGAACAGUUGGAAAAAGAAAUGUUGAAUGGACAGAAACUACAAGGACCUCAAACAUCAGCUGAAGUCUAUAAGAUUCUGAAGCAGAAGAAUAUGGUUGACAAGUUUCCACUAUUCGCAAGUAUCUACCUAAUCUGCUACCAAGGAAAGUCAGUCAAAGAGUUCAUCACCUGCCUGCAAAAUCAUCCGGAACACUUAUAAGAUGCUAUGCUGCAACUUACCAGUACAGUCUCUGUCAACUCAAGAUUUGUCAACCUGACAAAGGAGAAUAAGGCAAGCAAGCAAGGUUUCUGUCAACUUGACAAUGGAGAAUAAAAGCAAGCAAACUACAUGCAAAAAAAAA